Messenger RNA from Aphanomyces astaci, 186 nucleotides. RefSeq lists its product as hypothetical. The transcript has a single exon. The record is from RefSeq and is a predicted model, not a curated record. Bases 1 to 186 code for a protein of 61 amino acids. Lineage: Eukaryota; Oomycota; Saprolegniomycetes; Saprolegniales; Verrucalvaceae.
AUGAAACGCGCGUGCCCCACCGAAGAAGCACCGUCCGUGUCGCAUGGAAUCCUUCAGGUCGACCUGCUGGAGCGAAACAUCGAGUUGUUGCGCAAAGAGAACGAGCAGUUGAAGAAAUUUAUCCGGCAAACCCAGGAACGAUCGCGCUACUGGGAAGGCGAAUACUUCAACAAGGUCAUCAAUUAA